This is a messenger RNA of Cutaneotrichosporon cavernicola, 909 nucleotides long. RefSeq lists its product as uncharacterized. NCBI's taxonomy places the organism in Eukaryota, Fungi, Basidiomycota, Tremellomycetes, Trichosporonales, Trichosporonaceae. Gene Ontology annotation, cellular component: cytosol. Gene Ontology annotation, biological process: nucleoside metabolic process. Gene Ontology annotation, molecular function: S-methyl-5-thioadenosine phosphorylase activity. The transcript has 5 exons. The coding region runs from base 1 to 909 and encodes 302 amino acids. The record is from RefSeq and is a predicted model, not a curated record.
AUGGCUUCUUCUAAAGUCCUCGUCGGCGUCAUUGGUGGUUCGGGGCUGUACCACCUCGACAACCUUACCUUUGUGAAGAAGGUAGACAUCACCACGCCAUGGGGCAAGCCCUCGUCGCCCAUCACCAUUUCCAAGCUGCCUAACGGCGCUGAAAUCGCCUUCAUCUCUCGCCACGGCCCCCACCACACCAUCACGCCCUCCGAGGUUCCCGUGCGCGCCAACAUUGCCGCACUCAAGAGCCUGGGCGUCCAGGCGAUCGUGGCGUUCUCGGCAGUCGGCAGUCUGAGGGAGGAGAUUGCGCCCGGCCACUUUGUCAUUCCGGACCAGAUUAUCGACCGGACCAAGGGUAUUCGGGCUGACACGUUCUUCCGCGGCGAGGGGGUUGUCGUUCACUCGAUGUUUGGCGACCCGUUCUCAGGACAGCUCAACGCUUUCAUCGCGCCCCGUGUGCAGAAGAUCCUCUCCGAUCUCGGGGGAGAGGUCAAGCUCCACACUGACCGUACGGUUGUUUGCAUGGAGGGCCCGGCUUUCUCGACCCGUGCGGAGAGUAUCAUGUACCGCCAGUGGGGUGGUGACAUUAUCAACAUGAGCGUUAUUCCCGAGGCCAAGCUCGCGCGCGAGUGCGAGAUUGACUACUCCCUCAUCUGCACGGCUACCGACUACGAUGCGUGGCGUGUCGGAGAGGCCCCCGUCACGGUCGAGGAGGUCGUCAAGACCCUCACUACCAACGCGGGCAACUCGCGCGCCGUUGCCGCUGGCAUCCUCGAGGAGGUCUACGCCCACGUCUCGGCCGGCGAGCUCACUGAGAUUGCGGGCUCGAUGAAGUUUGCCUGCAUCACGCGUGCGGAUUCCCAGCCCAAGGCCGCGCGCGAGAAGUUUGCGUUCAUCCUCCCGGAGUACUUCAGCUAG